ACACUCUUAUACAGUUAUACCGAUUUCCUUUUGCAUCUGUGGCGUCGCCGGGCAACGACUGAUCGGAGAUGAGCGGCCACGAUUCGAAGUACUUCUCCACAACCAAGAAGGGAGAAAUUCCUGAGCUCAAGGAAGAGCUAAAUUCUCAGUACAAGGACAAGCGAAAAGAUGCUGUCAAAAAGGUGAUUGCUGCAAUGACUGUUGGGAAGGAUGUUUCCUCACUCUUCACAGACGUUGUGAAUUGUAUGCAGACAGAAACUUUGGAGCUUAAGAAACUAGUUUACUUGUAUCUUAUCAAUUAUGCUAAAAGCCAGCCUGAUCUUGCAAUACUUGCAGUAAAUACAUUUGUGAAGGAUUCACAGGACCCAAACCCCCUGAUCCGUGCUUUGGCUGUACGGACAAUGGGAUGCAUUCGUGUUGACAAAAUCACUGAAUAUUUAUGUGAUCCUCUUCAGAGGUGUCUCAAGGAUGAUGACCCCUAUGUUCGAAAGACUGCAGCUGUAUGUGUUGCUAAACUUUAUGACAUAAAUGCUGAGCUUGUUGAGGACAGAGGUUUCCUGGAUGCUCUCACUGAUUUGAUAUCUGACAACAAUCCUAUGGUUGUUGCAAAUGCUGUUGCAGCACUUGCAGAAAUUCAAGAGAACAGUAGUAGACCCAUUUUUGAAAUCACCAGCCAUACACUGUCUAAACUCCUUACAGCUCUGAAUGAAUGCACUGAGUGGGGUCAAGUGUUUAUAUUGGAUGCUCUCUCCAAAUACAAAGCAACUGAUGCUCGUGAAGCUGAAAACAUAGUUGAGCGAGUAACUCCACGACUGCAGCAUGCAAAUUGUGCUGUUGUGCUUUCUGCCGUUAAGAUGAUCCUUCAACAGAUGGAACUCAUCACCAGCACUGAUGUUGUUCGAAAUCUUUGUAAAAAAAUGGCUCCUCCUCUAGUUACAUUACUUUCUGCAGAACCUGAGAUUCAGUAUGUUGCAUUAAGGAACAUAAACCUCAUUGUACAAAAGCGGCCUACAAUUCUUGCCCAUGAAAUUAAGGUGUUCUUUUGUAAGUACAAUGAUCCUAUUUAUGUGAAGAUGGAAAAGUUAGAAAUCAUGAUAAAGCUUGCAUCAGACCGAAACAUUGAUCAGGUUCUCUUGGAGUUCAAGGAAUAUGCUACUGAAGUAGACGUUGAUUUUGUCAGGAAGGCUGUUCGUGCUAUUGGACGAUGUGCCAUCAAGUUAGAGAGGGCUGCUGAGCGUUGUAUCAGUGUCUUGCUUGAAUUGAUCAAGAUUAAAGUAAAUUAUGUUGUCCAAGAAGCUAUUAUAGUUAUCAAAGACAUCUUCAGGAGAUAUCCUAACACCUACGAGUCUAUCAUUGCUACACUGUGCGAGAGUUUGGACACUUUAGAUGAGCCGGAGGCGAAGGCUUCAAUGAUCUGGAUCAUUGGUGAAUAUGCUGAGAGAAUUGAUAAUGCAGAUGAGCUCCUUGAAAGCUUUUUAGAGAGUUUUCCUGAGGAAACUCCACAUGUCCAAUUGCAAUUGCUGACAGCAACAGUCAAACUCUUCCUUAAGAAGCCAACUGAAGGCCCACAACAAAUGAUUCAGGUUGUCCUGAACAAUGCCACUAUGGAGACAGACAAUCCAGAUUUGCGAGAUCGUGCAUAUAUAUACUGGCGCCUUCUUUCAACUGAUCCUGAGGCUGCAAAGGAUGUUGUGUUGGCCGAAAAACCUGUGAUCAGUGAUGAUUCCAACCAACUUGAUCCUUCUCUUCUAGAUGAACUUCUUGCCAAUAUUGCUACACUAUCUUCUGUCUAUCAUAAGCCUCCAGAUUCAUUUGUAACCCGUGUGAAGAUCACUCAGAAAACAGAAGAGGAGGAGUUUUCUGAUGGGGCUGAGGCAGGGCAUUCUGAAUCACCUGCCCACCCAGUUGACAGUGGUGCUUCAACUCCAGCUACUUCAAGCAGUUCUCCAUAUACUGUACCAAGGCAACAUACCACUGCACCAGCUGCACCUGCAGCUCCUGCAGUCGUGCCGGAUUUACUUGAUCUAGGAGGGGAAAGUAACAACUCUGCUAUCGUGCCUGUUGAUCAACCUUCAGUAGCUGCUAGCCCCACUCUGCCUGUCCUAGUGCCAGCAUCUACUGGUCAAGGAUUACAAAUCAGUGCACAAGUGAUACGAAGAGAUGGCCAAAUAUUUUACAGCAUGUUGUUUGAGAACCACUCCCAGAUUGCACUUGAUGGGUUCAUGAUUCAGUUCAAUAAGAAUACUUUUGGUCUUGCUGCUGCUGGACCACUCCAGGUACCACAAUUGCAACCUGGGACAUCUGCGAGCACUCUGCUCCCUAUGGUUUUAUUCCAGAAUCUUUCUCCAGGUCCCCCAAACUCCCUUUUGCAAGUUGCAGUUAAAAAUAAUCAGCAGCCUGUAUGGUACUUCAAUGAUAAGAUCUUAUUUAAUGUGUUCUUUACUGAGGAUGGCAAGAUGGAGCGUUCCACUUUUCUUGAGACAUGGAAGUCAUUGCCUGAUUCAAAUGAGGUCUCAAGGGAGCUUCCCGGGACCAUUAUAAAUAGUGUUGAAGCAACCGUUGAGCAUUUAGCCACAUCUAACAUGUUUUUCAUUGCCAAGCGGAAGCAUGCUAACCAGGAGGUGUUGUAUCUUUCAGCAAAGAUCGUUCGGGGAAUUCCUUUCUUGAUUGAGCUCACAGGCGCAGUUGGGAUUCCAGGUCUUAAAUGUGCAAUCAAGACUCCUAGCCCAGAAAUGGCUCCUUUGUUCUUCGAAGCCCUCGAGACUCUCCUCAAGAGUUAAUAAUCUGUCUAUCCUCUCGCCCUUCUUCCGAUAAUUUCGUCUGACUCCUCUUUUCAAUCUUUGGUUGUGGCUACUGCUGUUCCAUUUUUGUAUGAUUCUUAGUUUAGUGAUCUUCAUUCUUUUUCUUAGAUCUUCCGGGUUCAAAUGCAUAAUCUUCCAGUUUCAACAUUUACUGUAGAUUUUAAUUAUAAUUAUUUGAGACUUGUGUUUGCAAACGUAUGAAUAUAUGUAGCCACAUUGAACUAUGGAGUGUAUUAUAGAAAUGAUAUCCUUGAAUUGCUUCUGGAAUGUACUGUGCGUCUUUCUUUGGA
Molecule: messenger RNA, 3091 nt
Organism: Ipomoea triloba (trilobed morning glory)
Lineage: Eukaryota; Viridiplantae; Streptophyta; Magnoliopsida; Solanales; Convolvulaceae
Product: beta-adaptin-like protein B
Exons: 15
Coding region: 69-2780 (903 amino acids)
Biological process (GO): intracellular protein transport; vesicle-mediated transport
Cellular component (GO): membrane coat; clathrin adaptor complex
Molecular function (GO): clathrin binding
Source: RefSeq, a predicted model, not a curated record